AUGGCUCGCAACCUCAAACACCCUGAUCUGGCCGGCAUACCACCUUCGAAAGAGAAGCAAAGGGAGUUUCAAAAGCGAUGGCGCCAAGAAGUAAUGAACGACCCGGAGAAGCGAGACCGACAGCGCCAACUCAACGCAGAAAACAAACGGAAACAGCGCGCACGAGCCAAGGAAAAUGCACAGGAUGACAUCGAAGGACAGCCUGCUGCCAAGCGGCGCCGCAAUGCAGUAACCACGGACUCUGCUGCAGGACCUUCCAACCUCCCGGAACCCUCCCUUUCUCCCGACGCUCAACCUGUUCUGAUCCCCAUAGAUCCAAAGCUCUUAUCACAACAAUCUCUAAAUGUCGAGGGGACCACAGAAAUUCCCCGUACUCGCGAAGUCAUGGUGACGACCGAAACCCAUCACACGCAAGAUGCAUCUGUCAUGACCGAAGCUCCCUCCCCCAUCUUGUCGACGCUCGCUGAGCAGAACAUGGACUUGGCAGCUGGGCUCAUCGGAUUUCAAGUGCCUGAACAAUCGCAGACAAUUACAUGGGCUAACGGAUGCACUACGGUCCUGCCAUGUGUUUGGGAGGACGGGAAAAAUAAAUGCGAACCCAACGAUGUCGACAUAGUGAGAUACCUAGCUCAGCUUCCCGAAUCAACUCCCGAUUCGGAGCACAUCAUCCAUCUAAGGUCAUCUGACUGGUGCUCGCGCCCAAAAGAACUACGUGAACGCGUCUGCGCAGGACUCCGCGCAGGAAAAGGUGUCGUCAUUCGUGCAGAUGGUAAUACUCAAGCGCAGGCACUCACUGCCGAAAGGCUCGACGAAGAGUUUGGUAUAUCACCUCAGAUGAGUGUGAUUGCACACGACCUCCGAAAACGGACAGAGACAUAUGACCGUCCAUUCGUGAGCUGUACAAUCGAACAGUUCUUCGACGCCUUAAACGACCCAUCUAAGAUUCAGUGCGUGCUUGAUCUACCACAUCUCCAGGGUGCUCUACCGCAAGAACUCAAACUUGUCGACCACGGCACCGUCCAUGCGUGGAGCCAAACCCUAACUGACUCCCGCGUUCGUGACCAAACUUACCAUCCCGACAUUUUCUUCUCACUUUCAUGGGCUUUACUUCACCAACCCGGGUUCCCAACGCCCAUACAUCAUGAUGCUGACGGGUAUCUAACGUAUCUCGAAAUGAUAGAAGGCGACAAACUUUGGGCCCCCCAUUGGCCAAAGGACCCCAACGUUUUGCGUACCAACCUCCUAAAACUAUCCAUGCUGUUAACGAACGUCUCACUCAAUCGCAAGGAGAUAGAAUCCAAUUGGUAUUCCGAAGUAGUAAGGCUCUCCAAAGGGGAUCUUUUCUUUCAACCACCUGGACUGUACCACGCAGUUUACACACCAGUACCAUCUUUUGCAACCGGCGGUCAUUUCUACAACUACGAGUGCAUGCAUUUGACCGAGCUGUCGCGUUAUGUCGAUGUAAAAGAAGGAAUUUUCUUAACCAACCAAGUCCAUGAGCACACCAUUGAAACGCUGCAACGGCUAGUCAUCAAUUUGCCCCGACUAUCCCCCAGCGUUAAGUUAUACCACAGGUCGCUUAUGGCCCUGUGUAUAAUGAUCAUAAAGCGGGAAAAAUAUGUUGCAGCUGGAAACGAUCAACGCACUACGAUCUUGAAAACAGGCAGCACCCCCAGAGCGCUCGCCAUCGCCACAACCAUCAUUAAGCAUUUCCACAAAAACAUCAAAUCGGCAGUUAGGGAGUAUUAUAAAGGAGACCAAACGGAUGCAGGAGACCUCGUCGAUAGAGCAGAACUUCUUACUUGCUUACAACAGUUUACCCCACUAACUGAGGUCUAA
Suillus paluster is the source of this 1839-nucleotide messenger RNA. RefSeq lists its product as uncharacterized. The transcript is spliced from 5 exons. NCBI's taxonomy places the organism in Eukaryota, Fungi, Basidiomycota, Agaricomycetes, Boletales, Suillaceae. The coding region runs from base 1 to 1839 and encodes 612 amino acids. The record is from RefSeq and is a predicted model, not a curated record.